Messenger RNA from Aedes aegypti (yellow fever mosquito), 3116 nucleotides. RefSeq names its product polycomb group protein Pc (gene Pc). Bases 699 to 1832 code for a protein of 377 amino acids. Lineage: Eukaryota; Metazoa; Arthropoda; Insecta; Diptera; Culicidae. The record is from RefSeq and is a predicted model, not a curated record. The transcript is spliced from 3 exons.
ACGCAUUUUGUGUCUCCGAUUUCCAUCAUUGCCAAAUGUGUCGUCGCGACGGUUCGGUUGUUUUCUUUAUCGAAAAUCGCUCGGAAAACGGUGAAAUUGCAAUCGUUUUGCGGUAAUUUUCCACCGAAAAUGUGUGGAAAAGUCCAGUGUAUCCGCGGAGCAUAAAAUAAGUGCGAAACGUUCGAGGGAAAGCGUUCGAAAGUGGAAUUAACUGCAAGGUUUUUCUCGCCAUCGCCGCAAAAGGUGGACAUCGUCUCUUCAAGUUCGGGUUGUUUUGUCGUUCGUCGGUUGUGCUGUUGAAAGCUGAAGGGGAACGAACAGGGCCGGAGUUCGGGGUGUGUGUAUAAGUUGAUUGAGUGUGUUGGAGUGCGCUUACGCACGGAAGCAGAAAAACCUGGACACCGUGCAGCAUAGAACGAAUCCCAACAUCGCAUGAAAAGUGCCGGACGGACGGACGGGAGAAUACACACGUUCGCAGUAGGCAGUGGUAGUAGUAGGCCGUAUGUUUUCACUCCUCUGCCAGUCGUCAUUGGAGAAGAACGCCUCCGAAGAGAACGGUCGACGACUUGCCGUGGUCAGUGAGUGGUUUUCUAGUGUUGAAAAUUGAGCAGAAAAAAAAUUGGCGAACGGCGGCGGAUUGCAAAAAAAACGAAUUCAAGGAAGAUCAAGGUGAAACAGCUAAAUCAAGCGGAUACAAAAUGGAGAUAACCGACGAUCGUGUUUAUGCCGCGGAGCGGAUUAUGAAGAAACGUGUUCGAGCGGGUAAAGUUGAAUAUCUGGUCAAAUGGAAGGGUUGGAGCACACGGCACAACACCUGGGAACCAGAGGAAAACAUUCUUGACGAGCGGCUUAUUGACAUUUUCGAGCGAUCCCUGCGAGGAAGCUCGACUCCCAAACGCAAGAAGAAACCAGUCAUCGAAGACUCCGAUGAGGACGAAGUUCCCGUUCCUGCUGCCCCUGUACCAACUACGUCUACAACGCCGGUCGUUGUCACUCCGGAACCUGUACCGGAACCGGAAAAACCUAUCAAAGAAACGAUCAAGAAAGAGAAAGAGGAAAAGCACACCAAGAAGGAGAAGGAUGUCGUGGACAGUCCCAAAUUGUCGCCGACUGUCUCCAAGUCGAGUACAAGCAGUGUACAUCUAAGCACUCCAAAAGAGAAGCCUACAGUUAGCAAUGAACCUACGGGAACUUCUUCCGGAGGAAAGUAUCCUUCACCAGGAUUAAAGAUAUCAAUCUCCGGCCAAAACAAUGAUAAUGAUACGGCUUCCAACAGCAGCGACGAUCAGCCAUUGAGCCACAAAGACUUGGCUGGUACCAAGCGAAAGGCCGAAGUGUUAUCCAAAGAAGGAAAAGUUGGCGUCACAAUCAAAACCUCUCCGGACGAAAGUCCUGCAGCCAAAAACCAGCGGCUAGAAGCGCCCUCAAUGGUCACUCCGUUAUCCUCCGGACCGAAAACUGACAUCAAACCCGCAGCCCCACUCUCACCUGAUACGCCUGCAUCACGACCAGAGUCUAACAUUCCACUGGUGGACAAAUCAGCCGCUGCGGGAGUGGCAAACAAUGUUCCUCCUGAAGAGAAAGCCCCCAAGAAACCCAUCUCAAACGACUUUCCACCCGUAAGCAACAACAACACGAUAAAUCAGCACCAGCAUCUUACGCUAUCUCCCCGCGCAGCACCUCCGCAGUUGUGGCUUCCACGAUCACAGCCCACUAAUCAGGUGUUCAUCACCGAUGUCACGGUCAACCUCGAAACGGUCACUAUUCGGGAGUGCAAAACUGAGCGGGGAUUCUUCAAAGCGCGAGACCUGAAAAGUGACAUUGUCAACUGAAUCCGGCACGCGAGCGGCGCUUCUCGCGGAUUUGCUUCGCAAUCUUGCAGCGGAGGGACCUGAAUUUGAACUAAAUUGUAAAUAGCUUUUACGGCGCAUCGCCACCCACUUUGCUGGGUACUGAGAGGUCACUUGAACUGGCAAGCCAGUGACAGGACCUUGAACUACAGAAAACAAAAUCAAAGCGCUUACGAGAUAAUGGAUCUAGUGAUAGUGAUACAAAUCAAUAACAUCAAAAAACUAUAAUCGGUAUGAUAACUUGUAGUUACUGGUAACAAACAAGCAAACAAAAAAAUGCUAAUGAUAUUGAAUAUAUAAAUGUUUAGUUUGUAGUUGACUUAGGGAUAGCAAUCCUUGGCUCUGCGAUAGGAAUAGUGACAAGGAACCAAGUGAGACAAGAUAGAUUCCAGAACUGACAAUUAUCUUCAUAUAGGCACUGGUUGAGCUAUUCGAAGGAAAUUGUGGAAGCAUAUUUUAAUUUUAAACUGUCGCGUUAGAGGUUAGUCUUGUUUCGAAAGCCAGAAACGUUUUAUUUAUUCUGCAGCAUCAGAUGUCUCUUAUAGGUUUUUAAGUUGUUUUGGUCGCUAGAUAUCGGAUUCCGAUAUACGAGUUUUUAGCCAUAAGUUAGGUUUUACGAUAUUGUACUUUCUUUUCUGACAGAAAUACACGCCCCAUUUGCACACCUGUACGCAGUUACGAAAUUCCAGUUUGAGUGUGUAACGCAAAGCACCUGAAUUGCCUUUACAAGGCACCUAUCGAGAAAGAGAGAUGAAACUUGUGUGGUGAGGCAGAUUCAGAAGACGUCUCCUCGAUUGUACACUUGUAUACUUCUCGUUAAUUAUUGACUAAAUUAUUCUUCUGACCAAAAAUGAAUUUCUAGUUUCUUAUAGUUUUAUUUAUUACCCGAACACGAAAUACUUUUAAUUUUAGGAAGUUCUUCAAAAGAAUCUACUUUUGGAUCACGAGGGUGUGAAGUACACACCCAUGAUUUGGAUAACAUUCUCGAAAAAAUGAAGAGGAAAUGAAUACAGAAAGCAAACAAAAUCAAUACACAGUAUACAGGCACAAUUAAUGAAAUACAUCUACCUAAAGCAACCCUUAGGGACAAAAAUCAAUACAAUACACAAACACCCCAGAGACAUGAAACAGAAGCAAGAAAUCAGUAUGCAUUCAUUCUACUUAUUCUAAUAGUAAUUGUAUGUAUUUUCUCCUAGUUUAUAGAGGCAUUGUUACAUCAGUAUAAACAGCAAACCAACAAUAAAGCAGGAACAUAAGUAUUUCAAA